AUGCCACAGGUGGAUCUGGAGAGCCUAGUCGUAUCAGUCUGCUCCGGCGGCGGCGCUUGCGGGGACCGCAAAAUCGCCUGCGAAACGCUCGCCGACGGCGCCAAUCAAAACCAGCACAAGCUGGAUUCAUCCGAAUCGGAUCCUUCGUCGGAACAGCUCCCCGCUGAUUUCCCUCCCGAAUCGUUCUGGCUGUCCAAAGACGCGGAGCUCGAUUGGCUCGACCGCAACGCUUUCAUCGCUCGGCAGGGCUCCACCAAAGGCACAUCCAAUUCCACCAACCUGAACCCUAACAUUCACCCUCCGUCGACGCCGGGGAAUUCCUCAUCCUCCUCCCACUCCCAGCGGUUCUCGAAUCUCAAGUCGAUGAUCGGCCUGCCGAAGCCGCAGAACUCCUGCUUCGUCGACGCCAAGAGCCGCCGCCACCACAACACCAAGCCCGGGAACGCGCAUCUGUUCCCCAAGAGGUCGGGCUCCACCGGCAAAUCGACGUCCUCUGUAGCUGAACCUGGAUCCCCGAAGGUGUCCUGUAUGGGAAGGGUGCGAUCGAAGCGAGAUCGGAGCCGCAGGCUCCGCAGCCGGCAGCGAUCUAAGCGAUCCGCGGAGCCGGAGCUGAAGAAGGCGAAAUCGGAGAGGCGGCGGGCGGAAUCGGGAUUCCUGGCGAGCUUUCGUGCGAUUUUCAAGCCCUGUUCGAAGUCGAAGAAGCAAUCCAAGACCGAGGCCGCCGCCGCGUCGGCGCUGCACAGAGAGUCGUCCUCCUCUUCAAGAAAAAGCGACGCAGCGGCGAGAGCGAGCGAUAUCAGGAACCGGCUGCCGUCGACCGAGAGAGAGGCCGCUCGGAGAACAAACGGAGGUGGUCUUGAAGCCGAACCGGCGGCGGCGGCGGCGGCGAGCUUGGGUGGGAUGAUGAAAUUUUCGUCUGGUAGGAGAUCUGCAGAAUGGGCCAGCAGAAUCGACGUGGCUUGA
Messenger RNA from Linum tenue, 963 nucleotides. The record is from the annotation of a GenBank genome assembly. NCBI's taxonomy places the organism in Eukaryota, Viridiplantae, Streptophyta, Magnoliopsida, Malpighiales, Linaceae.